Nothobranchius furzeri (turquoise killifish) is the source of this 2206-nucleotide messenger RNA. It is a transcript of the gene dpagt1, whose product is annotated as dolichyl-phosphate (UDP-N-acetylglucosamine) N-acetylglucosaminephosphotransferase 1 (GlcNAc-1-P transferase). Gene Ontology annotation, cellular component: membrane. Gene Ontology annotation, biological process: dolichol-linked oligosaccharide biosynthetic process; protein N-linked glycosylation. NCBI's taxonomy places the organism in Eukaryota, Metazoa, Chordata, Actinopteri, Cyprinodontiformes, Nothobranchiidae. Gene Ontology annotation, molecular function: UDP-N-acetylglucosamine-dolichyl-phosphate N-acetylglucosaminephosphotransferase activity. The record is from RefSeq and is a predicted model, not a curated record.
CGAUGGUAGACAUUUACAGAAUAAACUGUUAGACGUGGAGUUUAGACCAUAGACAGCCAAACAGUGGCAGCGCACAAUGAAAGGUGGUAGGGAUUAUCACUCUGAUUUGUGGAUUUAUUCUGCUCUGACGACGGAAUUACCGAGAUGCGUUGUGGUCUAAAAUGACGCGGUUACCUCGUUAAAAACCGCUUCCUCGUCGAUCAUCGUGUGAAAGGACCACAUCAGUCAGAUAUUCUACUGCAGCAACUCGAUCUGAUCUGUGACAGAUUCAUCAGAAUGCCUGAAAGCAUGUCACCAGUUCCCACCGUGCCGCUGGUGAUUAACUGCUUCCUGUCUGUUCUCGGCUGUUUGGCCACACUCAAACUCAUCCCUGCUUUUAAAGAUCAUUUCAUCUCAGCUCGACUCUGUGGGAUGGAUCUGAACAAAACAACAAAAAAAGAAGUUCCAGAGUCUCAAGGAGUCAUCAGUGGGACAGUCUUUCUCAUCAUCCUCUUCUGCUUCAUCCCAGUGCCUUUCCUCAGCUACUUCGUAGGAGACCAGUGCAUGGGUUUCCCACACGAUGAGUUUGUGCAGCUGAUCGGUGCUCUUCUGGCCAUCUGCUGCAUGAUCUUUCUGGGCUUUGCUGACGACGUGCUGAACCUCAGAUGGAGACACAAGCUCCUUCUUCCCACCGUGGCUUCUCUGCCCCUGCUCAUGGUGUACUUUACUAACUUUGGUAACACCGUCAUCGUGGUGCCCAAGCCUUUCAGAGCUCUACUUGGGCUGCACUUGGAUCUGGGUAUCCUCUACUAUGCCUACAUGGGAAUGCUUGCUGUUUUCUGCACAAAUGCCAUCAACAUAUUAGCAGGCAUCAACGGCAUCGAGUCAGGCCAAGCCUUGUUCAUCUCUGGCUCCAUCAUCAUCUUCAACCUGCUGGAGCUCAGUGGAGAUUACCGAGACGACCACGUUUUCUCUCUCUACUUCAUGGUGCCGUUCUUCUUUACCACCUUAGCACUUUUUUACCACAACUGGUAUCCCUCGUCUGUGUUUGUGGGAGACACUUUCUGCUACUUUGCUGGGAUGACCUUUGCUGUAGUCGGCAUCCUGGGACACUUCAGCAAAACAAUGUUGCUGUUCUUUUUACCUCAAGUGAUAAACUUUGUGUAUUCUUUGCCUCAGCUUUUUCACAUAAUCCCCUGUCCCAGGCAUCGAUUACCCAGACUGGAUCCAGAUACUGGCAAACUGGGGAUGAGCUACUCUAAAUUUAAACUGAAAGACCUCUCCCAGCUGGGAAACCUGAUCAUGAAGACCGCAGAGUUCUUAAAGCUGCUGGAGGUGCGCCGAGGCCCGGAGGGAGAUGAUGAGUUUAUUGAGUGCAACAACAUGACGUUAAUAAAUCUGGUUCUGAAACUAUUUGGACCCAUCCAUGAGAGAACUCUAACCAUCAUCAUGCUCCUCAUACAGGUGAUGGGGAGCGUGGUGGCUUUUGGGAUCCGUUACCACCUGGUUCGUCUCUUCUAUGACGUGUAGACAGGACGAGGCUUCUUGUUGUGGUGCUGCUUUAAAGGCUUGUUAUCCUUCUGCCUUUAAUUAGCUCAAGUCUCUCUGGUUUCACUCAGAAAAGCCUCAAGAGAUAUUUCACGUUUAUCUCACCUGGAAAUGCUCCCAACUGGACUGCAAGUGCAAGUGGGUCAAAAAUCAAUUUAGUCCAAUCAGAAAAGUCCAUUUUUUGUAUUUUGUUUUUUUAACAAAGCACAGGAAGGAAGGCCAAAGUUUUGUUUUUACAAAGCCAGCAUUCUUGGCUGAAUUUCUCUUGAGUUUGUGUUCUUUUAAUAACUAAUUCAAGACGGUGGAAGAAUCAAAGUAACGAAAUGCAUUAACAUUGCACUGAUGGGGACAUGUGGGUUCUUGCUUUGAUUUUUGCUCUGAAAGAACAACAAAGACUGCCGGCGGAGCUAACGGGGAAGCCUAUCAGUCUGAGAGCAGGGUGGAUGUGGGGAAAUGGAGGGUGUAUUAGUGCUGAUAGAGGAAGCUAAUAGUGUCUGUGCUGUUGUACGAACAAAAGCUUUAUGAAGGGUGAUGGUUCUCCUUAGUAAUGAGAAUGGGCAGAAAACCAUUUAAACAAGCGGGUCCUACGUGUUUUUCUUAAAGAAUGUAAUUUAAAGUGAAACACUGUUUAUUCAUGACAUUGAAUACAGAAAUUCUGAAAUAAAAAUUUUAAAAUAUG